AUGGGAGACUUCAACGCAAAACUUGGGAAACGACCACCCAGUGACUGCCACUCCGUAUCCUAUGCUGGUUCACACUCAAGGGGCCAUCGCAACUACAGCGGCCAGACUUUGGCUGAUUUCGCGUCCAGCAAUUACCUAUUUGCCUGUAACACGGCGUUUCAGCACCGUGCAGAACAUAUCACCACAUGGACAGGCUGGCGCCACAACCCUAGUGGAGGUCCACCUUUACCCAUUUACAACCAAAUAGAUUAUAUCCUUUGCCGUCACAGUGAAAGGUUUGUGGUGACGGAUGCCAGAUCAUACGCCGGGACAAGCUUAGAAAGCGAUCACCGUCUUGUGCUGGCAAACCUCAACCUGACUAAGUUGUACAAAAAGCUCAAGAGGCCGCCAGUAGCCAUAUCCAGCAACGCAAAAUUCAAUAUAUCGGAAUUUAGUGACCCGACCAAGAAAGCAAAGUACAGAGAGGCUAUCAACGAACAUCUACAGGACCUCGGCAGAGAGCAGGAAGGUGUCAAUGCGGAGCAACAUCUGCAGUAUAUUGUGAAUGCUAUGAGUGAGGCAGCAAACACAUCGGUGGGCCGCGUCCCUAAAACAAACAAGACGCAUAGAAAUGGCUUCAGCGGGGAAAUUGAAAAGCUAGCAGCAGAGAAACGCAAACUGCGUCUCGACAUUACGGUGUGCAGAGAUGGAACGAAGGUAAAAGAAAUGAAGACGCGACGCAACAGGCUGGCACACCAAAUUCGCCGGGAAUGCCUCAAGUUAGCAUCGACUCGACUGGACGAACGUGUAGCUGAAAUAGACCAAAUGAAAGACGACGCGAAAAUGUUCAAAGCAACACGACUACUGCGCCGACAGCAGCAGUCACCAGUUGUGGUUGAAGACUCUGAUGGCAAACUCAUUGCACAACCUAGUGAAUCAGUCGAAGCAUUAAGGCAACACUUCCGUGCUAUAUUCUGUGAUCCUGCUCUGGAGUCAUCUAGGCUCUUACGGACAGAGGAAGACCUUAAAAACCCUAUAAAGCAGCCAGAGGUACAUGCCGCAGCUAAGCACUUGAAUAAUGGCCGAGCUUCGGGACCAGAUGGGAUACCUGCUGAGCUUAUCAAAUAUGGAACACCAGCACUGUUCUCGAACAUUGCCACUACAUUCAACAAUUAUGCCAAAGACAAAUCACUCAAGCUAGGCGAUGGGCUACUGAUCCCGAUACCAAAGCCGGGAAAGAAAAGAGGUCCUCCUGGAAAUGUAAGACUAGCUACCCUGUUGAACACCCUACGUAAACUUCUUUCAUUGGUCAUCCUGACGCGGGUCCAGCCAGCUAUCAAUGGGUACUUGUCACUGAACCAGAGCGGGUUCCAGUCAGGGAGAAGUACUGGAGACGUGGUAUAUAGCUAUCGGUGGUUAUCAGCAAGAUGCCAGCGUGUUGCGUCGGAGAUCUCAAUCUUAGGCAUUGAUAUGUCAAAGGCAUUUGACACUAUAUCAAGGGUCAGGCUGAUCGAUAUACUGUCAACAGUCAUUGAUCAUGAUGAGCUGCACAUCAUCCAGUGCCUUCUGACAGACACCACAAUAAAAGUAAAGCUGAAUAACAUUCUCAGCCAACCAUUAGUCACACAUAAUGGAACCCCACAAGGCGAUUCUCUAUCGCCAGUCCUGCUUACUGUCUACCUCGAGGCUGCAUUGAGGUUGAUUCGAGAGCGACUCUCACCGCGACCAGCAUUGGAUAUUCAGCUUCAAUUGCCCAAUGAAACAGCGUAUGCGGAUGACCUCGCCCAGGAUCGUCGAAAGUGGAAGGAACUAAUGUGUGCUGUGAGUAAUGGCUGA
This is a messenger RNA of Sycon ciliatum, 1815 nucleotides long. RefSeq lists its product as uncharacterized. The transcript has 2 exons. NCBI's taxonomy places the organism in Eukaryota, Metazoa, Porifera, Calcarea, Leucosolenida, Sycettidae. The record is from RefSeq and is a predicted model, not a curated record. The coding region runs from base 1 to 1815 and encodes 604 amino acids.